Molecule: messenger RNA, 831 nt
Organism: Brenthis ino (lesser marbled fritillary)
Lineage: Eukaryota; Metazoa; Arthropoda; Insecta; Lepidoptera; Nymphalidae
Source: the annotation of a GenBank genome assembly
AUGUUGUUCAAAGCUGGGAUAUUGAUUUUAAUGCUCUUCAUCGGGAGCUAUGCUUUCCCAGUCGAGGAUGAUUUGUCCAUUUACUUCGACCAUACCGAUGCGUCAGCUCGUAUCGUCGGUGGCACGACCGCGGACAUUGUCCCCCACAUGGUGGGUCUAGUUACUAGCCUUAUAGGCAGGACUCUAUUUUGCGGUGGAUCCCUUGUCUCAACCAGACACGUCCUGACAGCUGCUCAUUGCAUCGAACCUGUGCAGUAUCCUGGUGGCUUAAGUUCAACUCUGCGAGGUAUCGUAGGAACCAACCAUUUUAGCUACGGAGGAACUGAAAUUGUGUUCGCCCGAGCCAUUCUCCAUCCUGAUUUUAACUCACGUACCAUUAAAAAUGACAUUGGAAUCUUAGUCUCAAGCUUCAACAUUAGUCUUAGCAAUUCGAUCGGAUUGGUCAGUUUGAGCUAUGACUGGGUCGACCCUGGAGUCGCCACCUCCACUAGCGGAUGGGGAGCGACUAAAGCCGGAGGAAUGGUCUCUCUAGUCCUAUUGACUCUUCAUGCUCAAGUCGUUGAUGGAGAAAGUUGCAAAAACGACGUAGCUCGCAGAGCCGCCGAACUGGAAUUACGGAACGCACCCCUUGUAGACCCAUAUCUCGAGAUCUGUACUUUCCACUCUAAUCACCACGGAGUAUGCGGCGGUGACUCUGGCAGCGCUUUGAUACGUAAAGACAAUGGUCAACAAAUUGGUAUCGUAUCUUGGAGUAUCCCUUGUGCUCAAAACGCUCCCGAUAUGUUUGUAAGAGUUAGCACUUACAAGGACUGGCUUCAACAGAACCUUCAU